CUCUCUCUGCCGUUGUUCCUUCUUGUCCAUUUAUCUCUGUUCUCCAUGUCCUCUGCUGUUCUGUCUCUGGGGUUCUCGCUGUCAGGUAAUGAGGAGCUGUGGGUCCCUUCAGCCUUGGAGAUGCCGAAGCGUCGAGACAUCCUGGCUAUCGUGCUGAUAGUUCUUCCCUGGACACUGCUCAUCACCGUGUGGCACCAAAGCACCAUUGCUCCGCUGCUUGCCGUGCACAAGGAAGAUGGUGGAGAUGCCCGCCGUGACUUUGUCCAAGGCUCAGACUCCAAGGAGUACUGCCUGUCCGACCGCGACAUCGUGGAGGUAGUUAGGACAGAGUAUGUCUACACCCGACCACCUCCCUGGUCGGACGCCUUGCCCACCAUCCAUGUCGUCACGCCCACCUACAGCCGGCCGGUCCAGAAGGCAGAGUUGACGCGGUUGGCCAACACUUUUUUGCACGUGAUGAACUUGCACUGGAUCCUAGUGGAGGACUCCCAGCGGAGGACCCCUCUUGUCACCCGGCUCCUGAGGGACACGGGGUUGAACUACACCCACCUCAACGUGGAAACCCCACGCAACUACAAGCUGAGGGGGGACAUGAGGGACCCCCGCAUCCCCCGGGGGACAAUGCAGAGGAACCUGGCCCUACGGUGGCUGCGAGAGACCUUUAACAAGAACAACAGCCAGCCGGGGAUUGUUUACUUUGCGGAUGAUGAUAACACCUACAGCCUGGAACUCUUUGAGGAGAUGCGGACUACCAGGAAAGUGUCGGUCUGGCCGGUGGCCUUUGUGGGUGGCUUGCGCUACGAGUCGCCCAAAGUGAAUGCUGCCGGGAAGGUCUACGGGUGGAAGACUGUAUUUGACCCCCACCGGCCUUUUGCCAUUGACAUGGCAGGCUUUGCUGUGAACCUCAGGCUCAUCCUCCAGCGACCUCAGGCUUACUUCAAACUGCGAGGAGUGAAGGGCGGGUACCAAGAGAGUAGCUUGCUCCGGGAGCUGGUGACCCUGAACGACCUCGAGCCAAAAGCUGCCAAUUGCACUAAGAUCCUUGUCUGGCACACAAGGACGGAGAAACCCGUGCUGGUGAACGAGGGGAAAAAAGGCUUCACAGAUCCAAACGUGGAAAUCUGA
Zootoca vivipara (common lizard) is the source of this 1125-nucleotide messenger RNA. It is a transcript of the gene B3GAT1, whose product is annotated as beta-1,3-glucuronyltransferase 1. Gene Ontology annotation, biological process: chondroitin sulfate proteoglycan biosynthetic process; carbohydrate metabolic process. NCBI's taxonomy places the organism in Eukaryota, Metazoa, Chordata, Lepidosauria, Squamata, Lacertidae. Gene Ontology annotation, molecular function: galactosylgalactosylxylosylprotein 3-beta-glucuronosyltransferase activity. Gene Ontology annotation, cellular component: Golgi membrane. The record is from RefSeq and is a predicted model, not a curated record.